AUGCAACAUCCAAACAUAAAUAUGCUUCUGCUGUCCGUUUUCCUGGGUCUUCUUGUGGCCUUUGCGGUGUCUAAGAAAGUAGCGGCGGACUUGCCCUGGGUUUGUGGCCCCAGAGAGGUCUUCAAGGAAUGCGUGAGCAGCACCUGUGCCGAACUUAGGUGCGACAUGGAAGGCAUGCCAGAAGCCUGCACCAUGGACUGCACCAGCGGCUGCUUGUGCGCUCCAGGCUUCUACCGUAGGGGGCACAGAUAAUGCGUUCCCUUGAGCGAAUGCCAAAUUGAGCCCCUCAAGCCCAUGCCUAAGGCUUGAACGAAUUUCAAGGCCGUUCCGGAC
Messenger RNA from Ixodes scapularis (black-legged tick), 333 nucleotides. RefSeq lists its product as uncharacterized. The record is from RefSeq and is a predicted model, not a curated record. The coding region runs from base 1 to 252 and encodes 83 amino acids. The transcript is spliced from 2 exons. Lineage: Eukaryota; Metazoa; Arthropoda; Arachnida; Ixodida; Ixodidae.